Molecule: messenger RNA, 1203 nt
Organism: Verruconis gallopava
Lineage: Eukaryota; Fungi; Ascomycota; Dothideomycetes; Venturiales; Sympoventuriaceae
Exons: 3
Coding region: 1-1203 (400 amino acids)
Biological process (GO): DNA-templated transcription; regulation of DNA-templated transcription
Cellular component (GO): nucleus
Molecular function (GO): zinc ion binding; DNA-binding transcription factor activity, RNA polymerase II-specific; transcription cis-regulatory region binding
Source: RefSeq, a predicted model, not a curated record
AUGGAUAUGACCCGCGAGAACAGCCCAGAAAUGACGACGAGGGAAGAUCAACAAGAUCCCGUAUCGCUUACAGAACCAAUGGGAUCUUUGUACGAAGUAACAAGGCUUCGAAAUAUACGCAGCAACCAAUCGAAGACCUACAGAUCUGAAACACGAGAUGAGAGCGAGCCAAGUGACUUCAUUAGCAGAGGUCUAUUAAGCGAGUCCGAAGCGUAUGAGCUGUACAAAAUUUUUCAUGCAUCUCUAAACCAUUACUUGUGGGUAGGGCUUGAGGAGAUUCACGCAGAUUUCGCAUCGGUGCGCAGAUCGAGUCCGCUUCUUACAGCCACUAUUCUUACUGUGACGGCAUUGCAUGUCCCGACAAGUACAGAGACAUUUGAUAAAUGCUACAAAGAAUUCCUUGAGUUAGUUUCCUCGAGUAUGUUCUCACGAUAUCAUGCCAUAGACGACGUUAGAGCGCUUGUAAUUGCUGCAUUUUGGCUUUCGGAUGUAUCUUGGAAGCUGUCAGGCCAUGCAAUACGUAUAGCUACAGAGCUAAAUAUUCACCAGUCAUUCUACAAAGCGUUGGAAGGAGAUCGCGAGCAUUUUCUAAGAGCUAGGUUAUGGUACAUGCUCUAUGUAUGUGAUCAUCACUUCAGUAUUGCUUACGGACGGCCGCCCAUGAUAAGUGAGAGUCCACAGAUUCGUCAGAUCGACCAAUUCCUACAGAAUCCACAUGCCAAUGCCCUUGAUGAGCGUAUUCUUUCUCAAGUAGCACUCAUGCAUAUCCUAACAAGAGUUCACGAUAGCUUUGCUGAGCGCAGAUUGCCACAGCAACAUGAUGCUAGUAGAGCUUUGCUAUCAGAAGAGGAUUUUCCACUAAUGAGGAGUUUCAAUCUCGAGAUUGAUCAAUGGAGAAUCAAAUGGCACUCCAUGCAAAGGAAUAACACAUACAUUGGAACUUUUCCUCCCAAAGGCAUUCUUCUCUACUCAUAUUUUGCUAAACUUCAAUUAAACGCAUUUGCGAUCAGAGGUAUCGGGAUUGGACAUGGACGGCUUUCAACGGAACGGAAAGAAUUCGCCAAUAUGGCCAUAUCUGCUGCCGCGAGUAUCUUGACAUUUGUGCUUGAGGAAGAAGAUCUGCGAAGAGCACUUGUUGGUACUCCAUUGCAAGUUAUUUGUCUGGUUCUUAUAUUUAACUUCAACCCACUAACCAGUUUAUAG